AUGAAAGCCUCGGCAGUGUUCUCAGCAGCCGCGUCGCUGUUCGCGACUGUCAGCGCCCAUGGAGCCGUCGACAAGUAUAUUGUAGGCGACACAUCAUACGCUGGAUGGCUACCAUACAACUCCGCAGCUGGACAGAAGAGUAUCCAGCGACAAUACCCAUCCUUUGACCCUCUGUACAUCAAGGACCUCUCUACUGUCAACAUCCGAUGCAACAACGCAGGCGUGCUGGGCACCGGUCUCACUGGCACCAUCGCCGCAGGCGCCACACUGAAGACACACUGGGCGCAAUGGACUCACCGACCGACGUCGUUUCUCGUCUACAUGGCCAAGUGCCCGGGAUCCUGCAACAGUUGGGACGGCUCUGGCAAAGUCUGGUUCAAAAUCUACGAGCAAGGCCUCAUCUCCGGCACCGAAAACGCAGGCAUCUGGGCCGGCGACGCCAUCCUAGACACUCUCUACGCCACCGUCACCAUCCCUGCCACACUGGUGGCUGGUGAGUACCUCAUCCGACACGAGCUCAUCGCCGUGCACCAAGCCAACAACCCCCAAUUCUACCCAGAAUGCGCCCAAUUCACCGUGACGGGCUCCGGCACCGCAUCGCCGCCCUCGUCGGUCCUCGUGUCCUUCCCCGGCGCCUACUCCGCGUCCGACCCAGGCAUCGACUUCAACAUUGACUCGCCCGCCGCCAAGACCGCAACGUCGUACCCGGUUCCUGGGCCGCCCGUGUGGGACGGCGCAUCCGGUGGUACUGCGCCGCAGCCGCAGCCGUCGUGCCACGCCUGUGCCGUCGGCAUCGGCCGCGCCCCCGGCGACCUGCCAGGUCCAGAAGUAUGGCCAGUGUGGCGGCAAGUCGUAUACCGGCUGUACGGUCUGUGCUAG
This is a messenger RNA of Exserohilum turcica Et28A, 879 nucleotides long. Its product is annotated as glycoside hydrolase family 61 protein. NCBI's taxonomy places the organism in Eukaryota, Fungi, Ascomycota, Dothideomycetes, Pleosporales, Pleosporaceae. The record is from RefSeq and is a predicted model, not a curated record. Bases 1 to 879 code for a protein of 292 amino acids. The transcript has 6 exons.